Messenger RNA from Ipomoea nil (Japanese morning glory), 1098 nucleotides. Its product is annotated as probable LRR receptor-like serine/threonine-protein kinase At4g36180. The transcript has a single exon. Lineage: Eukaryota; Viridiplantae; Streptophyta; Magnoliopsida; Solanales; Convolvulaceae. Bases 1 to 1098 code for a protein of 365 amino acids. The record is from RefSeq and is a predicted model, not a curated record. Gene Ontology annotation, molecular function: protein binding.
AUGUUUCUUGUGGCACUAUUAGUCGCCUCAUCCGUUGCUCAAUCCCCUGCACCAAGUUUCACCGCCGCUCCAUCGCCGUAUUCCGCCGCGGAGCCACCGACCCCAGUUCCUGCUCCUCUCGUUGCGACUCCAUCGCCAUCGCCUUCCUCCGUCGCAGAAGCUGAGUCGUCCCCUGUUUCCGCCGCUUCUCCGGUGUCCAGUGCCGCCGCCGCCGCUCCCUCGCCUUCAAUCGCCAUGCCUCCGCCGUCUCCAUCGUCCACUACCGCCAUUAUGUUACUCAUUUUGGCUAACAACCAGUUUUCAGGAACAAUCCCUGUUUCCCUCUCGAACAUUUAUCGUUUGCUGUUGUUGGACUUAUCGAAAAACAGAUUUUCUGGUGAUACAUUCCCAGUUUUUGAUCCCAGUGGCUUACUUGCAUAUGUGGAUUUAUCCUCUAAUGACCUUUCAGGAGAAAUCCCUCUAAGCUUUCCUCAAGAAACCAAGAUUCUUGCCUUGGGAAACAAUAGAUUUUCUGGACCAUUGCCCAGAAAUCUGACUAAUAUGAGCAUGCUUGAACAUCUUGAUCUCCAUGACAACAAGAUCAGUGGAGAACUCCCCGAAUUCAUCACCCAAAUGUCAUCUCUUCGCAGUCUAAACCUUAGAAACAAUCUCCUCCGGGGCUCAGUACCAACCGGCCUAUCCAGAAUGGAAAAACUCCAAAUCUUGGACUUGUCAGACAACAGCUUCACCGGAAAAAUCCCAAAGGAGGUAGGAAAUCUUAUGGGAAUGAUCAACACACCGACCACAUUUUCAUCACUUCUGGACUUAUUCACUUUCAAGAUUGAGUACACAGACUUAAACGUGAUCUGGAAGAGAACGAUCCAAGGGAUUUCAUCAGGCGCUGCCAGUGACAUCUAUUCUUGGUUGGACUUGUCAAGCAACAGAUUUUCAGCUGAAAUCCCGCCAUCUUUAGGCAACCUUAAAGGCUUGAAGAUGCUGAACAUCUCCUUCUUCUCCGGCUUCUACCUCCCAUUUUUUUCUUUUUCGAUCGUCGUUGCAAGAAGGAAGACGAAGAACUCCCAAUAUCUGAAGGAAGUGAAGAAGAAGACUCUAAAAUGA